AUGAAAGGGUACAACAGGGUUUGGACCUCAACCUUCAACAAUACCACCACCUUCAUCCUUUUCAAUAAUAACAUCUCCCAAGGUUACCCCACAUCCCCUUCCUCCUAUACUGCUUCAAAGUGCUUCCCUUCCUUCCAAAACCAAAGACUAAACCUUAAAGCUCAGAAUUUCAAACCCUAUGUCAUCAUAUGUGCUUCUCUGUCCAGUCAUCAUGCUAGCAAUGCUUCCACAGCUCAGGCCGAGGAGCAAGAGGUUGAAAUUACAAAUGGCUACACUAUGACUCAAUUUUGUGACAAAAUGAUAGAUUUCUUUUUGAAUGAGAAAACCAAAUCAAAAGAAUGGAGGAAUUACUUGGUAUUCAGAGAGGAAUGGAAAAAAUACAGGGAUAGAUUCUACAGUAGGUGCCAGAGAAGGGCAGACAUGGAGAAUGACCCAAUUCAGAAGGAAAAAUUUAUUUCAUUGCGAAGAAAAGUGAAGAAGAUUGAUGAUGAAAUGGAAGGACACAAUGAUCUCCUCAAGGAAAUACAAGAUAGCCCAACAGACAUUAAUGCCAUAGUUGCACGAAGGCGAAGAGACUUUACAGGAGAAUUCUUCCACUACCUCUCUCUUAUUUCAGAAACAUAUGACAGCUUGGAAGAUCGUGAUGGGAUUUCUAGGCUGGGGAGUAGGUGCUUAUCAGCUGUCAGUGCAUAUGAUAAUACUCUAGAGAUUGUGGAGACAUUAGAUACUGCACAGGCCAAAUUUGAUGAUAUCCUCAAUUCUCCUUCUAUUGAUCUUGCUUGUCAGAAGAUCAAAAGUCUGGCAAAGGCAAAGGAACUUGAUUCUUCAUUGAUAUUGUUGAUAAGCAGUGCUUGGGCGAAAGCAAAAGAAUCUACAGUGAUGAAGAAUGAGGUGAAAGAUAUAAUGUACCAAUUGUACAAGGCCACAAAGAGCAGCCUAAGGAGUAUCACUCCAAAAGAAAUAAAGCUACUCAAGCAUUUGUUAAACAUCAUAGAUCCUGAGGAGCGAUUCUCUGCACUGGCAAGGGCUUUCUCCCCUGGCGAUGAAGGCGAAGCCAAAGACCCUGAUGCUCUAUACACCACCCCAAAGGAACUGCACAAAUGGAUUAAGAUCAUGCUUGAUGCAUAUCAUCUGAACAAGGAAGAAACAGAUUUGAGAGAAGCCAAGCAGAUGACUGACCCUGUUGUAAUUCAGAGGCUGUUUAUCCUCAAAGAUACUAUUGAACAAGAAUAUAUGGAUAAAGGUACAACUCAGAAGUCUGAAACCAAAGAUGACUCUAAACCAGUAGAGUAUUAA
Sphenostylis stenocarpa is the source of this 1296-nucleotide messenger RNA. Lineage: Eukaryota; Viridiplantae; Streptophyta; Magnoliopsida; Fabales; Fabaceae. The record is from the annotation of a GenBank genome assembly.